AUGCCGUCCACGCCGCGAACGGCCACGGCCACGAGAACACGGCCACGAGAAGCGCCGCGCCCGGACCGCGUCUGGUGCCCCUGCCGCUUGCAGUCCGUGGAGGGCGGUGGCGUGUCGUUGAUCUUCGAGGACGGCGAGCGAUGGAGCUGCUCCGAAAAGGAGCUACAAGAGCUGGACCCGGUGCAGGACGGCCAGCUGGAUGGUGUCGAAGACAUUUGUACCUUGUCCAUCGUCACGGAAGCGGCUUUGCUCUACAGUGUGCGUGCCCGCUACUUCAGGCAAGAGAUCUACACCCGCGUGGCCCGGAUCCUCAUCUCGGUGAAUCCCUUUCGAGCACUGCCCAUCUACUCCGCCAGGCACUUGACGGACUUUCAAAAGGCCAAGGAUUCCAUGGAGCUCUCGCCCCACAUCUUCGGCACCGGCCACGAUGCUUUGCGGGGCCUGGCAGAGAACGGGAAGGACCAGGCCAUCGUGAUCAGCGGCGAGAGCGGCGCCGGCAAGACGGAGAGCGCGAAGUUCCUGCUGAGCUACGUGGCCGAGUGCGUGAAAGGCCAUGAUGGACAGGAUGGAUUGCAAGGAUUGGAGGGGCGGGUCUUACAGACGAAUCCCAUCCUGGAGUCCUUCGGCAAUGCCAUGACCACCAGGAACGCGAACAGUAGCCGCUUCGGCAAGUGGCUGGACCUUCGCUUCUCAGAGGCCUUGCACAUGCGAGGUGGACAAAUCACCAGUUACCUCUUGGAGGUCACACGAGUCUGUGGCCAGAGUGAGGGUGAGCGGGGCUUCCACAUCUUCUUCCAGCUGCUUCAGGCCAGAAGAAGCUUGCCAUCUCUGGGGCUUCAGGAACCCAGCCACUACCGCUACUUGAAGAACAGCACCUUGGAAGCCCCGGGCAUUGACGAUGCAGAGGACUUUGCCAAGCUGAGACAAGCUCUCCAGCAAUUGGGCUUCAGUGAAGAGGAACAGAUGCAGGCUUUUCAGAUUCUCGCGGGGAUUCUGAACUUGGGCAAUUGCGACUUCUACAACCAAGAGGAGGAGGAUGCGGAGCUGGGCUUGGACGGCGAGAGCUUCGUGGCGGAGGCCGCGCGGAAGCUGAAGCUCUGUGAGGCGAAGCUGCGCAGCGGGCUGCUGCGGCGCACGGUGGUCACCGGGCGCGAUGAGAUCGAGACCUUCUUACGCUUGGACCAAGCCAGAGCUGCUCGGGACGGCUUGGCGCGCAUGCUCUACGGCCGUCUCUUCGAUUGGCUGAUCCGGCGCAUGAACGCCACGCUGGCCAUGUCCAAUGGCGGCCACCGAUCUGGCGACGGAGGUGCGACGAACGCCGUGCACUCGAGCGAGCGACUCUUAGGCAUUUUGGACAUCAGCGGAUUUGAAAGCUUUGCGACCAACUCGCUGGAACAGUUGUUGAUCAACCUCAGCAACGAACAGCUCCAGUUGCAGUUCAACGAAGCCGUCUUCAAGUCGGAGAUUGAAGAUUGUCUAAAGGAGGGGGUCGACCUCGGCGAGGCCAUUCUGUAUGAAGACAACUCGGAUGUCGUAGCACUCCUGGAUGGCAAAGGGGGGGUGCUGGACAUGCUCGAUGAGGAGCUGACCAUGCCCAAGGCGACGGAUUCCACCUUUGCCAACAAGGUGCUCAAAGGCCAUGGCGCCACGUCGCGCCUGAUCGCCCCGAAGUUCCAGGGCAGUGCAAGCUUUGGAAUCCAGCACUAUGCUGCGACAGUGACCUACUCCUGCGAGGGCUUUCUGGAGAAGAAUGCAGAUCGGCUACCCUUGGAUCAAGUGGCAGAUUUCUUGCAGAGCUCCGAGCUGCCCUUGUUGCAAGAACUAGGUCGUGGUCUCGAGACACAGGCCACGAACGCCGCGGACGCGUCGCCCAAGCGGCCGGUUCUCCGCAGCUCGGCGCGGCGCUCCGCGACGUAUCGCUUUCGGAGCUCCUUGAGGGAGCUGAUGACGAAGAUCUUCGCCUCGGAGACGCACUACGUGCGCUGCAUCAAGCCGAACGCGGCGAACCGCCCCGAGGAGUUCACCUCGGUCAUGGUGCAUGAGCAACUGCGCUACAGUGGCGUGCUGGAAGCUGUGCGCAUCCGAAAGCAGGGCUUUAGCUGUCGAAUGCCCUUCCAGGACUUCCUGCUCCGCUACCGCUGCCUAAGCCUGCUGGUGCCUGGAUCCUUGGGCCAAGGCGCGACUGUGGAGAUGCUGCUGCACUGGGCGGCCAAGCAACUCCAGCUACCAGGAGAGCCUCAGUUUGGGAAGACGAAGGUCUUCUUACGUGAUACGACCCACCUGGCACUGGAGGCUCAUCGAAAGGCAGCAGUCCAGGUGGCGAUUCGACAUCUACAACGACUCCUGCGGGGUGCCAGGCUCCGGCGGCACUUGCGGCCGAUUUGGCCGGAGUUGAAGCAGAUCAGCGGCUGGUUGCAGAGGUGUUUGCCAGAGGUAGAUCAUCCCUUUUGGUGCCGCUUCAGGUCCUUUCAGCAGCUGUCGCUGGAGCUUCAGACCCUCACGGAACUUCUUCAGGCAGUUACCAGCCAUAAGGUGAGCGUCCCGAUCCAGAUGCUGCAGAGGGCGGCCGAUGCCCACCGCAGGCUCACGCAAGAGCUGAAGCUUCUGCAAGAGCUCCGUAGACUUUGGGACGAGAGCGCGGAUUUGGAGGCGCUCGGUGCAGCCCUGGCGGCGGCGGAGGCGGCGAAGCUGGACGAAGCUCCAGAGGUCGCCAGGUGUCGGAAGCGUGUACAAGAUCUGAAGCUCCAGAUGCCUCUGUGCGAGGCCAUGCGAGCUGUGCUGGGCUCCAAAGACAUACCCCAGGCGCGGCAGCUGCUCCAAAUGCUUCAGCAGGCGGGCUUGGAGCCGGACAGCCCCACGUGGCUGGCUGAUCUCCAGGGCGGUCAGUUGCAAGCGCAGUUGUUGGAGCUCGUGGAGGCGGAGCAACGCCGCCUGCAGCGUCUCCAAGACGCCUUGCGCGCGCAGCGCGGCGACGCGGGAGGCCAGGCAGGCGCAGCAGCUGGCGUUGGCCGAGGAGGUGGCCGAGCUCGCUGA
This is a messenger RNA of Durusdinium trenchii, 3033 nucleotides long. The record is from the annotation of a GenBank genome assembly. Lineage: Eukaryota; Dinophyceae; Suessiales; Symbiodiniaceae.